AUCAGGUACUUUAGUAACACCAUAUAUCUAGCUACAGUUUUUAUUGUAUUUUAUAGUAGAGCGGGUGCAACACUACAUCAGCGUCAUCAUAUAGAGACAUCAACUACAAGAAAUCUGAGCGAAAGAAAGUUCAGCUAUCCUUCUGCAGCGUCUUCUUCUUAUACUCGUACUGCAUUAUCCAAGACACCGACGUUAUCUAUAGAUGCCAAACCUUAUGCUCCAAAUUAUCAAAGUCCUUUUCCACGGAGAACUGGCCCUUACCAGAGUCUCCGCGUGACCAGUACGUCCACAAUUACACCGCCUCCUACAGCAACUCUAUCAUCCUUAAGCCUGACAGGAAACGCUCCUUCUUCUUCUUCAACAAGUAUGAAGCUCACCGCCCAAUCAGCGUCUCCAUACAAGGCUUCAAGUUUACCGGAUGUCCAUUCAAACAUACCGACCUACACAUUCAAGGGAAAGCCACGAGGAAAAGUGUUGAUUAUCAACAAUAUGAAGUUUAUUAACAUCAAGGAAGAUAGAAAAGGUGCCGAGUAUGAUCAAGCGAGUAUGAAGGAGAUGUUUAAACAGUUUGGGUACAAAGUAGUUACUGAAAAAAUAAGACCAAAAAGCAAAUGUUGAACACAAUAAAAUCUUUCAGAAAAGACAUGAAAGAGACAGAUAUAUCUAUAGUAAUUGUGAUGAGUCAUGGUACCAAUACUAAUGAAAAUCAACUAGCAGUUUCUGGAGGAUACACGGAGAUCUUAGGAGUGGAUGAUCAAGGGUUACCUAUAGAUGAAAUUUUGGAUGAAUUUGCAAGCGAUAAGUGUUCGGAUCUUAUCGGAAAGCCAAAAAUUUUCUUCUUCCAAUGUUGCAGGAGUUGAUUCGACCAAGGAAUCAAUAUCAAGAAGAGGAGGAUGAGAAGGAAGAGGAAGAAGACAUGGCCAACAAUGACAUAGCUGUUGACGAAAUUAAUAAUGACACGCAAGUAACAGAAGUACCAGAACGAAUAACCCUCAAAAGAAAAUCAAAUUUUAUAUCUCCCAAGAGGGUCAAACGGGUACCAUCUGUGGCUUCUGUGAAUCAAGGAGCAACCAGUGCUAUCUCUAGAGGGCAAGAAGCAUACCAAAUAUUACAAGAAACACUUGCAAGUAAAAAAACAAGAGACGGUAGCACAAUUUUUGGAGAACAUGUUGCUGCAAAGCAUAGAAAAUACAGCGCGCAUACACAAAGUGAAGUGGAACAUCUAAUUGGAGAUAUUCUGUAUAAGGCUGAUAAGGGACUUUAUGAACCACACGUGUCCUCAAUCAGUUCCAUUAGCCACAAACAAUAUUAUUUAUCUCAACCCAAUCAACAAAUUUAUACGAGUAUCACGCCUAGUACAACACCCAAUUCAUAUAAUCAAUAUGCUUCAGACACUCAAAGCAUCAGUACUCCUUUACCAUCACCUUCAGAAUCAGAUGGUCCACUGAAUGAAAAUGAGUCUUUUUUGUCGGCGACCCCAUCAAACCUGACGUUACAGGAAACUGAUAAUCCGAAGACACCCAUUAUACGUUUUAUAAAUGCAUUUACAGAUAGUCUUUAAGGCAUUUUUUGUUUUUUUUAUAUAAAC
Acanthoscelides obtectus is the source of this 1588-nucleotide messenger RNA. NCBI's taxonomy places the organism in Eukaryota, Metazoa, Arthropoda, Insecta, Coleoptera, Chrysomelidae. The record is from the annotation of a GenBank genome assembly.